CCCCCCUCUCUCUCUCUCUCUCUGACUCGACGAGAUUAUAAAUCUGGACAACAUGGUGAAUGCCAUCAAGGGACUGAUGAUUUCAUGUGACGUACCUAUGGCUCAAUUCAUCAUCAACAUGAAUGCAGCACUCCCUCAAUCACAGAAGUUUAUUAUACAUGUUUUAGAUAGCACUCAUCUCUUUGUACGAUCUGAUGUUGCUGGAAUGAUAAGAUCAGCCAUUGCAGAAUUCAGGGAGCAGAAUACUUAUGAGAAGCCUUCUUAAUGCUUUCAAGUGAAGUUUAAUGAUGCCUCUGCAACAGUCUUUUGGCAUCUCAAAACAGGCGGUUGCUGUAUUCUUGAUGGGUUGAAGGAAGAAGAGAUGAGACUUCUGAGCUUCACUUGUUGUUACAAGUUCUUUCGGCUGUUAGUCAACCUAAUGCUGAGCAUACGUGGCAUACAAUUUUGUUAUGACUGCUAUAUAAAUUUGGUUGCAGUUGCAUUCUUAGAGAGAACUUGAAGAGCUUGUCAGUUAGAAACUCUGGAUUUUUUUUCCCUUCAGUGUUUUCUGGGUUCGAGUAAAUUUAGCUUUCCAAUCCUCGAUUAAUU
Coffea arabica (coffee) is the source of this 588-nucleotide messenger RNA. Its product is annotated as general transcription and DNA repair factor IIH subunit TFB5. The record is from RefSeq and is a predicted model, not a curated record. Gene Ontology annotation, biological process: nucleotide-excision repair; transcription initiation at RNA polymerase II promoter; transcription by RNA polymerase II. Gene Ontology annotation, cellular component: transcription factor TFIIH holo complex; transcription factor TFIIH core complex. Lineage: Eukaryota; Viridiplantae; Streptophyta; Magnoliopsida; Gentianales; Rubiaceae.